CUCCCUCCCUCUCUCUCUCUCUCUCUUUUCUUUCUUUCUGAUGGGGGAGGGUGGGUGGUGACAAGUUAGAAACGCCUGCGGCAGGUCCCCGCCCCCAGGAUCAGGCUCCCCCUGCAAGGGGACGAUGCAAAGGUAAAAGCACCUUGCUCCGCAGCAUCCAGACCUGGAGGGGCUGCGACCACGGGCCGAGCCCACCCAUUCCCCAGCCGAAGGACAGGCCCGGCGCUCUCCAUGGUACUGCGGAGAGCUCAGCUCCGCCCUUCUCUUUCAGAAGGACAGCACCCGGCGUCACGUAACCCAGCCUUCUCAGGCUCCACCACCGCCUUUUCCUUCCCAGCUCUUUCCCUCUCCUCCCCCUCCUCCUCCUUCUCCUCCUCCUCCUCCUGCUCCCCUCCGUUGCCUGUUCUCCCCUCCCGCACUCCUGGAGAUAGACGCUCAAGCCUGACGCCUCUGAAAAGGCAGCAGCAGCAGUCGCCUUAUCCAUAGACCUCAGGAAAUUCGCUUUGACCGAUGCAUGCUUCAGGCUCUGGCUCAAGCUAAGGGGAAUAACCGGGCAGAUAUCUGGGUCCUUAAAAAAGACAAGAUACAAGCAAAGUGCAUCACCAACACACAACCAAUUGAUGUGCUGUCAUCUUAGUUUGGCCCUGCAGAGGCGGAGAGAAAAGAAGAGGAGCUGUUGCGAUUUCCACAUCUAACAGCUUCUGGCUAUUUCGCAAUUGCUGGGUUUGAGUCCUACUGUUGCUGUGGCUGAAAAGAAAAGUAAAAUCUAACUUGUGAGACCAUGCACAAGGAAGUAGGCUUGGCUGCAGCGGUGCUGAAGCCCAUGCUAUGACAAAAGAAGCUGGCCUUUGAAGCUAUCCUCGGAUUAGGAAGUGGUGCCCAAAGAGGCAAGUAUCCCUUUCUCCGUUCUGCUUUAAGACACCACAUCUGAAGGAGACACACUUGAGGCACUCACAAGCAUCCAAGGAUACUGGCUCACUGCUGGUUUCCUGCACUUUCUAGAGAAAAGUGUUUGCUUUCUAUUGACUCUCACUGCUUCCUUUUGGCCUGGUACCACUGGUGGAACCUGGCAGAUAAUGGGAUUUGAGGAGUUAAGUAUCUGUUGACACCACAGAUGCUCUUAAAUUAGUUAAUCAGACUCAAAUGGGUCAGUGCUUUCCCUUGAUCUUUUGUUGAAGCUUUUUCCAGAACGUUGCCUCCAAAGUGCAUCCUCCCUUUGGUCUGGAAGUUCUGUGGCUACCCUGUACCACUGGGGUCAACGUUUUCCAGUUGGAAGAGGACUACAGGGAGAGAGGGAGGGGUUAUUGGAAGAAGAAGAAGAAAAAAAGAACUAAAUAAAGGCGGACACAUCCGUCCCACUCCCGCCUUUCCCCUUACCUUUCUGUGUCUCGGGACCCUUAUUUCUUCGUCACGGUGUCCAGGACCAUUUUGACCCUGUCGGCCCCGGCACCCCCCCGCCGCACCCCAGCCCCGAGCAUGGGGACGGCGCUGCUUCAGCGCGGGGGCUGCUUUCUUCUGUGCCUCUCGCUGCUGCUCCUGGGCUGCUGGGCGGAGCUGGGCAGCGGGCUGGAGUUUCCGGGCGCCGAGGGCCAAUGGACGCGCUUCCCCAAGUGGAACGCCUGCUGCGAGAGCGAGAUGAGCUUCCAGCUCAAGACGCGUAGCGCCCGCGGCCUCGUGCUCUAUUUCGACGACGAGGGCUUCUGCGACUUCCUAGAGCUGAUCCUGACGCGCGGCGGCCGCCUGCAGCUCAGCUUCUCCAUCUUCUGCGCUGAGCCUGCAACGCUCCUGGCCGACACGCCGGUUAACGACGGCGCCUGGCACAGCGUCCGCAUCCGCCGCCAGUUCCGCAACACCACGCUCUUCAUCGACCAGGUGGAGGCCAAGUGGGUGGAGGUCAAGUCCAAGCGCAGGGACAUGACGGUGUUCAGCGGCCUUUUCGUCGGGGGGCUGCCGCCGGAACUGCGCGCCGCUGCACUCAAGCUCACCCUGGCCUCCGUGAGGGAGCGGGAGCCCUUCAAGGGGUGGAUUCGUGACGUGAGGGUCAACUCCUCACAGGUCCUGCCGGUGGACAGCGGCGAGGUGAAGCUGGAUGACGAGCCGCCCAACAGCGGCGGGGGAAGCCCAUGCGAGGCGGGCGAGGAGGGCGAGGGCGGGGUGUGCCUCAACGGAGGCGUGUGCUCCGUGGUGGACGACCAGGCCGUGUGCGACUGCUCGCGAACCGGCUUCCGCGGCAAGGACUGCAGCCAAGACAACAAUGUGGAAGGUCUGGCGCACCUGAUGAUGGGCGACCAAGGUAAAAGUAAAGAUUAAUUCCACAAAUCUAUAUUCUAGAGCAAAAAUACAAUCAUGACUAUGACAUGGCAUCCACAUUCAAAGAGUGUUCAUGUAACAAGGAAAUGAAAACAUGUGGGCAAGUUAGAAUGAAUGACAGAAUGGAAGUGCUAUGAUAGUGGUACAAAGUGAAGUAGGAAUUCAGAAAAAGGCAAACAUAACAUCAAUCCAAGUCUCUCUUAUGUGAAUAUCCCCACCUUGUGCCAUCUAUUGGAGGGAUUAAAAAAAUCUAGAAAAAAUAAUUUAGAAACUUUACACUGUAGCUUCCUAUAUGGAAUUAAAUCCUAGUUGUGCAUAAAAUCAGGGUUAAAUCUGGCCAGUUUAAAUAACUGAUUUACAGUGUAAACUUAUGUUUCCUAAAUUUUUACAUCUUGAUAUAAUCAUGGAGCAAUUUUCUCAAUUUUCCCACUUUUCUCUUGUGUGAGUAGUGAAUUCAGGGGAUCUGGAAUGAAGUUUUGUGGAUUAAUGUCUUUCUUUUUGAAAAAAAGCCUAGAAAAAAUUCAAGAACAUCUUCAUUAUUUUGAUUUCUUCUGUAUGAAUUCUUAAAUAUUUUCUAACGUUUUAAAUGUCCCGUGAUUAAUAUAUUUCAUUAAAAAAUGAGUAACACAUGUAAAAAGAACAUUCCUUUUGAUAACCUUCUUCAUCCUACUCUCAAGUCCUUUCUCUCGAGGUAAGCACUGGUCUUACUUUGUGAUGUGUCCUUACAGCGUUGGUGUUGAUCCUUCUGUGCUCCAUAACAACUCAGGGUUUGGAAACUGCAAAACCCCUUAUCACGUGUACAUGACAAAAAUGGCGAAGUCAGCUGGAGACAUGGUAGAGACCACUCUGCUAUGGGCUUGCAGAAUCACAAUGAAUGAAACACAAGUUUUCUCAUUCUUCUCAUAGGCCACAGUGCCUCCUAUUUUUAAUUAGUCAUCCUGUUUCAGACUUUAGAGUCAAUCUGUUACUUGUUUUUUUUUUUUUUUUUUUUUUUUUUUUUUUACAUUCCCUAAACAAAGAUGUGUCACCUUUAACUGGAUAUGGUUAAGAAUAAACUUUGAUUGAAUGAAUUAUAGUUUUCUUUGGGGCAGCUGAAGAUCCGUUAUUCAAAGCCAACCUUACUUUUGCUAGUUGUGGGUAGAUGGAUUCAAAUAGUCUUCAUGAAAUUUGGAUCACAUUUUUUUUUUUGGCUUGGAAUUUGUCAGUGAUGUUGUUAGGAUCAUUGAUAUGCUAAUUUUAUUCUCCUUUCUAUUUAGAAUUUAGGUUUAUCUGUUUGCCUUGAAUGAAGUAUGUCUUUUCUCUUUUGUUUAUUCUUGUUUCUUUUACUAUGUAUGUGUAUCUGGUCACUUCGUUCCAAUAAUUGCUUUGAUUAUUUAUUUAUGUUUUACUUUGAUGGCUUGUCAGGAAUGAAUAUUUAAAUUACAAAAAAGUCAGAAUAUAUUAUACAUGAAAGUCCAGCCAUAACAGUUGGUUAAUAGCUCAGGAGUACAAGUUAAUAAUUAUCAGCUAAUGUUGGCACUUUGAUUGGAGGCUUGUACUUUUCCUUCAUAAGUCAUCAUAAUUGUAAUUACAUAUUUGUAUUUGUGAUUAUACUUAAUGUUAACUUUUCCUGGUAGAGUGUAAGCUCUGUGAGGGCAGAAACCUUGUCUUUCUCUUUGACCGUUGUAUUUCCAGAACAUUUUUCUUAUUGUAUCUUGAAUUUGCAAUUUCAUGACUGAAGCAUAUUUGUUAGGGGGCGACAGUUUCAGUUGUCCAUUUUAAAAAGUCAAAUGAACAUUUAUUGUUUAAUUAUCCAGGCUUUUCAUGUUACUAGAAAAGCAAAAUAUUACAAGUAGAACUGAAAAGAAUAUAGUUACACAUUCUGAAAGUACAUAAGCCUUAUUCUCUUUAUGAAGAGUAGAUCUUAAAUUAGUGUAAUUUAUAAAAAUAAUGAUAGACUUUUCUCAAAGCUGAUUGUUAAAGCUGAUUGUAAUAGUUAAGACCUGGAUACAACUCUUCUACCUUAACUAAUUGAUGAAUAAUAUCUAAUAUUAUCAUGUACUUUAAAUUUUUAUCUAUACUGUCAUACCACAAUUAAUAUUUUGUUAAACUUACUCUUAAAAUAGAUUUGAUAUUAUUAAUACUUAGAAAAGAAUAAAGCAUUUGGUGUUUUUUAAAUACAUUUUCUUUUGUCUUCGUCUUAGUCCAUUUGGGCUGCUAUAUAAAAAUACUAUAAACUGGGUAGCUUGUAAGUAACAGAAACUUAUUUCUCAAACGUCUUUAGGCUGAGAAUUCCGAGACCAAGGGCUGGCACAUUCAAUGUCCAGUGAGAUUUUGCUUCCUGGUUCAUAGAUCACUACCUUCUUUUUGUGUCCUCAGGGGGCAAGAGAGCUCUCUGGUAUGUCUUUUAUAAGGACAGUAAUCCUAUCAAUAAAGGCUCUGCCCUCAUGACCUAAUCAAGUCUGAAAAGCCCCCUCUCCUAAUCUAUCAUUUUGUGGGUUAGGAUUUCAAUUUAUCAAUUUUGGAAAGGCACAACAUUCAUAUCACACAGUUUCCAUGACUUUUUCUUUUUUUUUUUUUUUUUUUUUUUUUUUUUCCGUUUUCAAGUCCUGUGUUGCUAUAUAGCAAAUUUGUCUGUGAAGUGCCCAACUUCCAAUUAUUAAAAUCCUAAUGCAUAUUUUUUUAUACUUUUAAAAUAUAUUUUGCUGUGAUUUCUGAUAGAGACCUAAUUUGGUUAUUAAAAUAUGUAUCUUCUGUAUAAAUUCUUAAAUUGUAUUUCCUCAUUUAGCGUCAUAAUAAUAAGUAAUCUGUUUGUUCAGAAAAGUUUGUGGAUGUUGGCAGAACCUUACUGUUGAAAUGCCUGUGUUUGGUGCAUAUACAAACUAAGAAGUCAGAAUUUUUUUUUUUUUUUAAUCUACUGUGUUACCUCUACUCUUGCAGUACUCUUGCAGUCCCCUUAAUUCACAACCACAGACUGCGGGAAGACCAGAAUUUCACCUUAUAAAAUCAGACAUUAAAUAUCUACUUUUAUCUGUAUUAUAUACAUGGAAGGCUAUGUGACUAUUUAGAAUUCAAUGUUUAUUUAGCAGUUCAUCUUUAGCUUACAUGUUCAUUAGCUCUGAGUAGAACCAAGAAAAACUAAUUGAAGAGUAUAUACUUAUGUAUUAUCUCUUGCUGUGAUUUAACCAAUCUUGUAUAUGUAUUACUAAUAAAAGUCCCAGCUCGAUUGUA
This is a messenger RNA of Rhinopithecus roxellana (golden snub-nosed monkey), 5520 nucleotides long. Its product is annotated as neurexin-1-like. NCBI's taxonomy places the organism in Eukaryota, Metazoa, Chordata, Mammalia, Primates, Cercopithecidae. The transcript is spliced from 6 exons. The record is from RefSeq and is a predicted model, not a curated record. The coding region runs from base 1477 to 2310 and encodes 277 amino acids.